Aspergillus tanneri is the source of this 888-nucleotide messenger RNA. RefSeq lists its product as uncharacterized. Bases 1 to 888 code for a protein of 295 amino acids. The transcript has 2 exons. NCBI's taxonomy places the organism in Eukaryota, Fungi, Ascomycota, Eurotiomycetes, Eurotiales, Aspergillaceae. The record is from RefSeq and is a predicted model, not a curated record.
AUGCAGGGUUGUUGCUUUUCCUCACCUCGCGACGACACCGACUCGCAAUAUGCGUCCAGAGUAGCCACCGGGGAGCGCCCGGCGGAAUCAUCACCCCCUGUUCAUUCGUCCUCCGAUACCAGCGCACCUUCUGCUUCCUCGACCGUGCGUCAACGCCCGGCAAAUCAGUUUGCGUUGAGCGAGCAUUUCAAUGCCCCCAUCCGCCACCAUGUCUGGUACAGUAAGCGUCGCCUUUGGAAUCGCGCCCAGCUGGAUCAGGAGCGCAAGGAGUUCUUCGAGACCAGGGUCACCGGUCGGCCGGAGGUCUGGGCCGCUUUAUCGGCCGCACUGUCGUUUUUGCGCGACGGUGAUCUCGCCACAGCCCAGAGUAUGAUUGAUGCUGCUGGGAUCACGGUGCCCACGGGGGAUCCUUGUCAAGGCUGCUACGACGAACAAGGGGUCCUCUACCGACUGCCCCAGUGUAUUGUGAGCGAUCCGGAAAAUACGAUGCACUCGAAUGCCACCGGGGAGGACGAACACGAUGACGACGACUUGGACAUCGAGGGUGGCAAACUGUCGCCCGAUGAAGCUUCGGGCGAUGAACUGAUCGCAGAGGACCUCGAACGGCGCAGGGACGAAAAGGGCAAAAUCAGCGAGCGUGACCUGAUCCGCGUGAAGGCCCGACUCAGCGACAGGGAUGAGCCAGACCUGGUGGUGGCUGUCGGGAAUGCACAGAAUGUGGGUGUUAUAGCGCGCAAAGUGCAGCAAGAAGCUCGGAUUCCUAGGAGUCACCGAGUUCGUAUCGCCUAUCUGGGCAAAAUGCUCAAAGAAGAUUAUUCUCUUGUCGAGCAAGGGUGGACACCAGGCCACGUGGUCAACGCAAUGGUUGUGUGCAGGCACCUUUCCUGA